AUGUCUUUAGAUGUUGAACAACAAAUUCAACGUCAAAUUAAUGAAUUUCUUCCAAAAAAACUGAAAUUUAUUAAAACAGAAACAAUAAAUCCAACAGCAAAGAAAACAAUUAGUAUUGAUAAUAGGAUAGAUGUUGAUUAUGAUGAUGUUGAAGAAUUAAUGAAAUGGAAAUUAAAAAAUGGUAGGAAUGCAGGGAGAGGAUAUUUUAAUGCACAUAGUAAUUGUUAUAUGAUUAGUGUAUUACAAGUAUUAACUCAUACAGCACCAUUUUAUAAUUAUAUGACACAACAAAAGAUUAAAGUAGAUGAUAUAUUUUUUAAAGAAUUAGAACGCAUAAUGAAAGAAGCAUUUGAAAAAAAUAAUCAACCAUUAAAACCAAUAGUAUUUGAAAAAAAUUUGAAAAAAUUAUCUUCUUCAUUACAAAGAUAUCAACAAGAAGAUGCUACAGAAUUUUAUUUAUUAUUACUUGAUCAUCUUCAUGAAGCAAUAAUUGGAAAAGGAAAAAAUAAAAUAUCAGCUAUUAGUAGUAUAUUUCAUGUUGAAUUAGUCUCACGAAUUACAUGUUAUAAUUGUACAAGAUUUAAUGAUCAUGAUGAACAUUUUUCUGUUUUACCAAUUGAAAUAACAAAACAAAAAACACUUGAAAGUGGAUUUGAUCAAUUCUUUAAAAAAGAAAUGAUUUCUCAUUAUCAUUGUGAAAAGUGUAAUACAAAAUCAAAUGUUAGUAAAUAUUAUUUCUUUAAAAGAUUACCUUGGAUAUUACCAAUUCAACUAAAAAGAUUUACUUGGGAUGAAAAGAAAAUUAAUGGAAAAGUAGCUUUUCCUUUGCAACUUAAUAUUUCAAAAUAUGGAAUGGAUGGGUUAUAUGAUCUUUAUGCAAUUGUGGUUCAUUUAGGAAAAACAAAAUUUAGUGGUCAUUAUAUUUCUUAUUGUAAAACACCAAGUGGAGGUUGGUUUAGAUUUGAUGAUGAUGAAGUUAAACCUGUUUCAAUUAAAGCAGUUUUACAAGAAGAGGCUUACAUGCUAUUCUAUUCUAAAUCAGAAGAGAAAGUUAGUACACCAAAAGAAAUAAAAAGAGGAGCAAUUGAAAAUAAUAACUUAGAAAAAUUGAGUACUAUUGUUAUGAAAGAAAAUGAACAAAAUGAUAAACUAACUGAAAUAAAAGAAGAAACUGUUUUUAUCAGUAACAUAUUCAAGUCUUCAAGAAUUAAAUCAAUUCAUCAACUCAUCAAUCAAAAAUAUCAACCAAUCAAAAGAAAACCUGAAGAACCUCAAAAUAAUGAUCUAAGUGGUGGAAAAAUUACUUCAGAAGAAAUGGAACAAAAGUUUAAAGAGAAACAAGUAGAAAAUAAUCCAAUUCCAAUGAUCACUAUCCGUAAAAAAGAUGUAAAGCAACAAAAGAAAUUAGACAUUACUGGAAAACCGAUCAAAGAAAGAAAAGGUAUUGAAACAUUUGAUUUAAGAAAAAUUCCAUUUGGUUUAAAUUAUAGUGAACGUGUUGAAGGAUGGGAUGAUGAGACUGAAGAAAUAAGAAAGAACGUUUUAAGAAAUAAGGUUGGUGCUAUUGAUAAAGAAAAAGAAACUCAUAUCAGUAAAUUAGACCAAUAUGAUAUUGAUUUAGAUAAACCAAAAGAAAGAAAACUUAGAAGAAAUAUGAAGAAUGCAUUUAAAGUAGAAGAUAAAAAAUUUAAUCCAUUCCAAUAUCAGUCAGAUAAAAAAAGACGCCAAAAAGAAAGAGAAAGAAAUGAAGAAUAA
This is a messenger RNA of Entamoeba nuttalli P19, 1755 nucleotides long. RefSeq names its product ubiquitin carboxyl-terminal hydrolase domain containing protein. The transcript has a single exon. Gene Ontology annotation, biological process: protein deubiquitination. Bases 1 to 1755 code for a protein of 584 amino acids. NCBI's taxonomy places the organism in Eukaryota, Evosea, Mastigamoebida, Endamoebidae. The record is from RefSeq and is a predicted model, not a curated record. Gene Ontology annotation, molecular function: cysteine-type deubiquitinase activity; cysteine-type endopeptidase activity. Gene Ontology annotation, cellular component: cytosol; nucleus.